Molecule: messenger RNA, 1101 nt
Organism: Candida albicans SC5314
Lineage: Eukaryota; Fungi; Ascomycota; Pichiomycetes; Serinales; Debaryomycetaceae
Exons: 1
Coding region: 1-1101 (366 amino acids)
Source: RefSeq, a predicted model, not a curated record
AUGUCUACAUCAAUUCCUACUGAAUCACCACUUACUACCAAUAACACCACCACUACCACUGCUGCUGACAUCAGCACCACUAGUGGUACUACUGCAACUCCAGCUCAAGCUUCAGUUCCAACUUCAACUUCAUCAAUUGCUGAUACUCAUCAUUCAUCUUGUUCAACCACUGAUUUUUUGACUUGGAAGAACCCAAUCAAAACUGGUAAAGUUUUUGGUUCCCUUGUUUUUGGUUUGAUUGUCUUGAAAACUGUCAAUUUAUUCAAUAUCUUUUUCCAUUUAGCUUACAUUGGUUUAUUGAUCUCUGCUGCUGCUGAAUAUUCCGGUAAAUUGAUUACUGGUAAAGGGUUCCUUGCUAAUUUCAAACCAACUGGUAAAUUGUACGCUAAAAGAUUCAAUGAUGAAGUAUUGCCAGAAUUGGCCAACUUUAAUGUGCAUUUGGAAGAAAGUUUUAAUAAAAUUGUCUAUUCACAUGACAUUGAAACCACUUUGAAAGCUGCUGGUAUUUCUUAUAUUUUAUAUAAAUUGACUUCAUGGUUUUCAUUGUACACUUUGAUUUUCAUUUUCGUUGUGUUGAUUUUCACCGUUCCUGUCAUUUACAAAACUUACAAGAAGGAAAUUGAUGCUGCUGUUGCCGAUAUUACCAAGACCAUUAAAACCAAGUCUGCUGAAUUUACUGAAAAGGCUCAUAAAGCUGCUGGUCCACAUAUUGAUACUUUAAUCAAGAAAACUGGUCCAAUUGGAAGCUUUAUUCAAUCUAAACUCCCAGUCAGAACUGCUGGUUCCACUGUUGGUGACUCAAAGGCAACAUCUUAUGGUACUGAUGCUGACAAAAGUAUCGCUGGUACUACUUCUGCUACUGGUACUUCUUCUGCUACUGCUAACUCAACUACUGUUCCUGUUUCCGUUCCUGCUGCUACUUCUGCUACUUCUGCUGAACCAAUUUCAACUGGUCAUUCCACUGGUGCUUCUCAAUUCCCAAGUGCUCCAACUUCUGGUUUACACCCAAGUACCGUUGAAGAUGUUAUCAAACAAGCUUCCGAAGAAGCCGAUGAAUUUGCUGACACUACUCAAGAAUCAUUUAAACCAACUUUACAUUAA